Messenger RNA from Ostertagia ostertagi, 1230 nucleotides. Lineage: Eukaryota; Metazoa; Nematoda; Chromadorea; Rhabditida; Trichostrongylidae. The record is from the annotation of a GenBank genome assembly.
AUGAAUCGUAGUAUGCAAGAGGAGUUCACUGAGUUGACGUCGUUGAACAGCACCAGUGGCUUUUCGCGAAGCGAUGAAACCACGCGACAUCGACCGCCCAUCAGCGCUCCGUUCCCGAAACCGAUCUCUGCCUCGGACGUCACAAACACGAGUGUUCCUAUCACAGCCGGCGAACAGCCGGACACGAUACUAGGCGAUGAUGGUAGAGCAUCUAGGCGAUCCACCGAUUUUUCACUCUUCUUCGCCUCAACGACCUUGUCGAUGAUACACGGCGUCGGAUAUCAGAAGCGAAGGCCGCCAACAAACCAGAGCACAGCCAGGGGGACGGCUGAGUGGGGAGUCACUCGUCAUCCACUAUCUAUAGAAUCCAGUGGCAAGUUCCUUUCUACGUUUCCACCCAAUUACGACAUGCAUGGGCUGGGUGCAGAUGCGUCAUCGUCGUCAACGCCAUCGCCGAACUCGAUUCGAUUGAUGACGGCUGAAGAAAUGCAACGAUGGCAUGAGAAAGAGACCCGUGAACACAAAAAAGCGCAGUCACAUCUGAGUGGUGGACGUCGAAGAGAGCCUCUGCCGGAUGGUCCAAGAGUAGAUGACGAGAAGUCUUUCAGAAGUGAACCAAAUUGCACUUACUCGACGAACUUGCAGCCAGUUGCCCUCACGAAACGUGCGGGAAACUUCGUCCGCAAGGUUUUGCAACCGGCAGCAGCUGCAAAAGCGGAUAACCGUCAUCGAGAACAAGCCGGCACCGUCAGAUGCCGUGUCAGACGACCAGUCCAUCCUCGCGUCAAGAAGACUCGCGAGUCGUCUGUCGAAUCCAGCCAAACCACAGAGGAUGUUACGAGUUACUCACCGCAGAAACGAGUUCACCUCAUUGAGACGAAACUGUUGACCACGCAGCACAGAGGAGAUCGUCUUCCACCAGGUUUACCACCGAAAUUCGACCAAAAACCACCGCCAGGACGACCUCCGAAGACGCGAAAUAUUCCUGUUGUGAUGAAUGGUCGGUCGAUGAACUAUGACAAUCUGAAUGGUGUUGGCGCAGGACGUGUCCCACCUCCAGUACCGCCCAAACCGCGAAUGACGACAUCCCGGCCAUCGUCGAUAUCGCCUCCGCCGCCGACGUCAGCUACUCGGCCACCCCUCGAGAAGGACUCGCCCGGUUUUGCUCCGUCUAUCACCCGUGGAAGUCUGUUCAGCUCGUCGAAAAAGGAGGAGAUUAUCAAAUUUUAG